This is a messenger RNA of Drosophila suzukii, 1729 nucleotides long. NCBI's taxonomy places the organism in Eukaryota, Metazoa, Arthropoda, Insecta, Diptera, Drosophilidae. The record is from RefSeq and is a predicted model, not a curated record.
AUGGGUCAGUUCCGCUUGAGGUUCGAAAUCAGGGUUCUGCAGACGCGUGUGCAGGCAAACCAAUGUGCAAGUGGACCCUGUCAGAAUGGCGGAACGUGCACUAACACCUAUACUGGUUUUCACUGCGAGUGCCGUUCGGCCUUUGAUCUUUCAAAAUAUUUGGACAUAAGGCUGCGCGACGAAGCCAACACAAUGUACCCCACAGAGGAGGACUGCUUUUCAGUGGGCGUUAAGAUCUACGAGGGAACAGAGGACACUGGAUCACCACGUCUCCAAUACUGCCGAUCACAUCCACCCGCCUUGAUCUCCCAUGGCCCGGCGCUGACUAUCAGUGUACCUCUUAUGCUGGUGGAGGAAUUCGAGGGCUACUGCAUGGUCAUGGACAGGGCCUGUGGCAGCAUUUAUUCAGCCUUGUCUGGCCGAUUUUGUUCACCUGACUAUCCUGACUAUCACCUAUGCAUCUGGGUUCUGCAGGCCAAUCAGGGCAACUCCAUCAGUCUUACCUUGGAGGCAAUGGAUAUCGAGGAAUCGGAGGGUUGUAAUAGGGACUAUCUGGAGGUGCGCGAGGGUUCGGACAAGGGAAACCUAAUUGGGGCCUACUGUGGCAAGCAGGUGCCUAUGACCAUUCACUCGCAAAGUUCUAUCUGUAUGAAGUUCAGGAGCGAUGACGUCAAUGUGGGCGAUGGAUUUAUGGCUUCCUACAACUACGAGCACCACAACUAUUUUAAUGGCACUGAUGUCUUUGUGGAAUCGGCGCACUAUCCCAGCAAGUUCGAGGAUUCCAACUCGUACAGCUGGCUUAUUACCGUGAAUGAGGGAUAUGUGGUAAUAAUAAAAGUGCUCAACCUUAGGGAUGUGGACCAAGAGCAUUUGCUAUUCUACGAUGGUUAUUCGCCUAAUGAUCCUCCUAUCGAGGUCAUAGACCGAAGCGCGAAUGCAGUCUACUUCACGGCCAGCAGGGGUCCCUUCCGACUAAGUUGGCAGCGGAUCAUCACUACUAAAGAGAAUGUGACCUCUUGUGGCCACCAGCUAAUCACCAUCGAUGCCACGACCGUCAAUCGACGAGAAAUGGUGUUGCAGUCACCAGGCUAUCCAAAUGGCUACGAACACCAAUUGAACUGUGCUUGGAGUUUGCUUCCCUCAAAUAAGGCAGAACAUGUGGUUCUUCAGCUGAUUGACAUUUAUCUGAAGGUUUUUAGUAGUGCCGACGAGUGUCUAGCAGAUUACGUGCAAGUCUCCAGCAGUAAAGACCUCAAGACAUGGUCAAAAUUAAGUACAAUGUGCAGUAUGCCCAAUGACGGGAAUGCAACAAUUUUUCACGGUAAGCCGUAUUUCCGAGUGGAUUUUAGGACUGAUGCUUCGAGGAUAAUAUAUAGGGAGAACUGACGACCGUUUCAAAUAGGGCGUAUUUAAAGCAAAAUCCAUCUCUCCAAAGUCGAAGACGAGGAGUCCAUCAGUUCACCCGCGGAUCAGGGCUUCAGCUUCCGCUACAACUCAGUGGGCUCCCGCUGUGACGAGACCAUGGUGCCCCCGGUUUAAUGUCGAGCAAAACGUGGUUAAUGAUAUGGCCUUCCAGGGUUCUAAUCUCACCCAGCCACUUUACUGCAUCUACGACAUCAAGCCACCGUUAAACAGCACCAUUCUGAUUCAGGUGAAGCAGUACGACAACAGCCCUUUAAUGAUGGCAAGCUAUACCUUUUGCGAAUCACACUCACCGCUCUCCAUAACC